Coregonus clupeaformis (lake whitefish) is the source of this 1570-nucleotide messenger RNA. It is a transcript of the gene atoh7, whose product is annotated as atonal bHLH transcription factor 7. The record is from RefSeq and is a predicted model, not a curated record. The coding region runs from base 406 to 855 and encodes 149 amino acids. NCBI's taxonomy places the organism in Eukaryota, Metazoa, Chordata, Actinopteri, Salmoniformes, Salmonidae. Gene Ontology annotation, molecular function: protein dimerization activity. The transcript has a single exon.
CCUGUUCAUCUCUUCAGUCUUAUAAAAGCUUGUUCCUCAGUCUCUCCAAGACCAGAGACACAGAAGCUGUUUUGCUGUUUAGGCUUAGCAGAGGACCAACAAUCUGGAUUAACUUCAAAUUGUUCACUUGACAUACAGCUUUAUCAAUUUACAGCUUUAUUAGACAAGGACUUUGGACAGCUACCACGACACCAGACCGUUUUGGACAGCUACAAAGAGGAACUUUGCUAAAUUUGACAACGUCUUAAAACAGUCUUGCGGUUGAGUUUAUUCAACUGGAAGGUUAACACACUAUUUGACUUGGUUGACUCUUCAUCACCACAGUUUGGGAGAUUUCGGAAACAUACAGUAGACAGAACCAGGAGAAAAACGUGUGAACUGAAUCGUGGAAUUGUGACCAAAACCAUGGUGUCCCGCCAGCCCAGUUGCACUGGAUCUGACUCUGGAUCCGAGUCUGAGAGUAUGGAUUCCAAGUCUGGAUCUCCAGAGAAGCAUGAUGGUUCCACACGGCGGAGGAUGGCAGCCAACGCCCGUGAGAGGAAGAGGAUGCAGGGGCUGAACACAGCCUUCGACCGACUCCGUAAAGUGGUCCCCCAGUGGGGCCAGGAUAAGCAACUGUCCAAGUACGAGACUCUGCAGAUGGCUCUCAGCUACAUCAUGGCCCUCAACCGGAUCCUGACGGACGCCCAGAAGCGCAAAGCCCCCCACAGACAGUGGCUGGACCUGCAGUUUGACUGUGUGCAGCCAGAGAACUAUCAGUGCUUCAGUACUAUCAGGUACAGCUCUCCAGUUGAACACGAGUACAUGCAUUCGUCCUUUCCCUACCAAUGUGAUGGCCUCCAAGUUCCUACAUAGACUGGAUGGAAAACUGAAAAAACGAGUCAUGUUGUUUGAGGUGAAUUACAAUCUGUGCUUGUUUUUAUGAUGCAGGCAUUUGCUCCAACCCAGGAGUCAGUAAAUACAUUUGUAUUACUUUUAUUUAUAUAUAUUUUUUAAUCUAUUUAUUGACGUUUGUUUAUAUUUUAUGAUUAUUAAGUUAAGACAUACAUUUAAUCAAAAAUGGUUCCAAACAAAGCAAUUUACAGCUUGUAUUGCAUUUCAGUGUACUGUACUGCAAUUGAUUUUAGCUUAGCUUUCUCUAUUUUCUCUCUCUCUGUAUUGUUGGGAAGGGCCUGUAAGUAAGCAUUUCACUGUUAGUCUACACCUGUUUUUAACGAAGUAUGUGACAAAUAAAAUUUGAUUUGAUUUGUAUCAAAUCUUCCAGAUGAGACCCUGACAUAAUAUUGUGUAAUUUAUAAUGAAUGCCGAUCAUAGGAUUAAAAGUGUAAUUAUUUGCCUCUAUUGUUAUUGUGUAGACAAACAGUGACAUUUUACGACUUUGGUAAGAUACAUUUUGAAUCUAUUUUUGUAAAUGUAAAACCUUUUGUGAUUGAGUCUAGUUAACAUAAUGUUCUCUAGCCCCAAAAUGUAGGCAUUUUGGAAAUUCUACAUGUUUUUUUGUGCUCUUCAGUUUUUCUAAACGAUGACCUAUACUUUGUUUAAUAAUAGUUGUUGUACUGAAAUAAAAGUU